Molecule: messenger RNA, 1040 nt
Organism: Cajanus cajan (pigeon pea)
Lineage: Eukaryota; Viridiplantae; Streptophyta; Magnoliopsida; Fabales; Fabaceae
Source: RefSeq, a predicted model, not a curated record
UGGGUCCAUAAAGGCAAAGGGUUUGACGGUAGAAAGGGGAAGGCAGCGCAGGCAGAUAACAUAAGAAGCGCACUGGCAACAGGGGAAGCAGAGAGAGCAGUGCAGGCUCAUCAUUUCAAGCCCAACAAAGCACAAAAAAUAAAAAGAAAAAGCGACUAAGAGAAAAAGAGAAAAAGAGAAGAACAAGGGUUUUGGCUUAGCGUUGAAGAGCAGGAUGCAGAGUGAGCAACAGAACAACCAGUUGGUAGUGCAGAAUUCGGGGAGCCUUAGCUUCAGCAGCCACUUGUCCAAGGAAGAUGAAGAGAUGUCAAGGUCUGCUCUCUCCACCUUCAAAGCCAAGGAGGAAGAGAUUGAAAGGAAGAAGAUGGAGGUCAGAGAAAAGGUUCAGCUUCAGUUGGGUCGCGUCGAAGAAGAAACUAAACGCCUUGCAACCAUUCGUGAGGAACUUGAAGCCCUGGCAGAUCCAAUGAGGAAAGAAGUUGCACUUGUUCGAAAAAGGAUCGAUUCCGUAAACAAAGAAUUAAAGCCACUGGGUCACACCUGCCAGAAGAAGGAGAAAGAAUACAAAGACGCCCUCGAAGCUUUUAAUGAAAAGAACAGGGAAAAAGUACAGCUAAUCACUAAGUUAAUGGAGUUGGUGAGCGAAAGUGAAAGAUUGAGGAUGAAGAAGCUGGAGGAGCUGAGUAAGAACAUAGAUUCGAUGCAAUGAUUUAGCCAACUGCUAAUGACUCUGAUUAGCAUUGUGUGGUAUAUUAAAGAUGACAUAGUAUAUUUUCAUAUGUAUGGGUGUUUUGUGUUUGUGUAAUUUUGUGGUGUUGAUGUUUGUUUAACUAGCAUUGCAUGGGACAAUCAGCUAAUUUAGGAGGGAUAUACCCUACAAACAGGCAGGCUUGUAACUAAAUACUUGCAUUUUCUUGUCAUUUUUUACCCUUCAAUUCACUUUUCUUUGCUUUGUUCUCCAUAAUUUAAUUUAUUCAUGUAAUUUGAAUUUUGUUGCCACGAAGGAUGGUUCCAACAUAGUUCUGUGUGUUUUGUUAUUA